Molecule: messenger RNA, 3088 nt
Organism: Astyanax mexicanus (Mexican tetra)
Lineage: Eukaryota; Metazoa; Chordata; Actinopteri; Characiformes; Acestrorhamphidae
Product: renin binding protein
Exons: 11
Coding region: 203-1408 (401 amino acids)
Biological process (GO): N-acetylglucosamine metabolic process; carbohydrate metabolic process; N-acetylmannosamine metabolic process
Molecular function (GO): N-acylglucosamine 2-epimerase activity; peptidase inhibitor activity
Source: RefSeq, a predicted model, not a curated record
GGGUGAUCACAUGAUCUAGUGGAUCUUCCCCAUUCAGGAGUACCAGACUCUGCAGUUCUGCUCUUCUGAUCUUUUCCUAUGUUUCUCUCUCUGUGCAGAGUUUAAACUCGUUCAACCGGGUUACAGGGAGUCGUGCUCUGCAGGGACAGGACUGCGGGAGUCGAGCAGGUUUCUUCUGGAUCAUCACUGAACAGGGCCAGUCAUGGCAGAGUUGUUGGAGCAGUAUCGCAAAAGAAUACGGACUGAGUUGGACAGAGUUGUGGACUUCUGGCUGAAGUUUUCUCAUGAUGAGCAAUAUGGUGGCUUUUUUACCUGCAUUGGAAAAGAUGGGAAGAUCUAUGAUGAACUUAAAUAUGUGUGGCUACAGGGCAGACAGGUAUGGAUGUACUGCCGACUUUACCGCACAGUUGAGAGGUUUCAGCGCCCCGAGAUCCUUGAAGCUGCCAAAUCAGGUGGAGCAUUCCUUCAGCGAUUCGCUCGAGUCCAGUCGUCAGGUGGUCCUGGGAAAUGUGCGUUCUGUCUGACGAGAGACGGGCGUCCGAUGAAGGUUCAGAGGACCAUCUUCAGCGAGUGUUUCUACGUGAUGGCCAUGGACGAGCUAUCUAGGGUCACUGGAGAAAAAAGCAUGCAGGCUGAUGCAGAGAGUAUGAUGGAUCAGUUGGUGCUUUGGGUCCGGGUCGACUCUUCAGGUCUGGGUCGGCCUCAGCUGACUGGUGAUUCACCUGUGAAUAGCAUGGCGGUUCCCAUGAUGCUCCUGUGCCUUGUGGAUCAGCUGACAGAGGGCAGGGAAGAUCUGACAGACAAAUACAGAGAUCUAGGAGACUGGUGCGUCAAACAGAUACUGCAACAUGUACAGAGAGAUGGAAAGGCCAUUCUUGAAAAUGUUUCACCGGAUGGAAAGGAACUGCCUGGUUGCCAAGGACGACUGCAGAACCCAGGUCAUGCUCUGGAGGCUGGCUGGUUCCUUCUGCAGUACGCAAAGGCCCAAGGUGACUCAGAUCUGCAGAAGCUAGCCGUGGAGAAGUUCAUGGAGGUCCCGUUCCUCACAGGCUGGGAUGGAGAGCAUGGCGGACUCUUCUACUUCCUAGACGUAGAUGGACACUGUCCCACUCAGCUGGAGUGGAACAUGAAGCUGUGGUGGCCGCACUGCGAGGCUCUCAUCUCCUAUCUAAUGGCCUACAGUCACUUCAGAGAUCCUGCAAUGCUGAACAGGUUCACACAGGUCUAUGACUACACCUUCAAUCACUUUCCUGAUGAAGAGCAUGGGGAGUGGUUUGGAUAUCUGAGGCAGCAGGGCGAGGUGGUGCUGGACUUUAAAGGGGGACCUUUUAAAGGAUUCUUCCAUGUUCCUCGAUGUCUCUAUAUGUGUGAGAAGAUGCUGGAUCAUCUGCUUGCAAAUGGAGACUGAAGAUGUUACGAGUUGGUGGAUGAUACUCUGGAGCUAUUCAUCCCCUCACUCCCCUUUAAAAUGCAAGCUUUGUAUUUCUAAGUGCCAAUAACUUUAAACUUUUGAAUGUGAUUGUGAUUUGUCUUUGUGUUUAUGAAUACGAAAGGGAUUAGAUUUUUUUCAUAUAUGAUCAUAUACUGAUUUCAAGCUCAUACUGUGCAGUUGGGGUGAUGUAUGGGUUUAGAGGUGGGGCCGGAGGGAGAGCUGAUUGACUGUGCUCAUGGGCGUGGUAGUGGGGGGAAAAGUGGACCUGACUACACAGGGCCCGAGUAAAAAGAGGGGCCCAUGAAAAUCCACGUUCAUUGUGUACUGGCAUGGACAGGGGCCCACUGACAUUGAGAGUGUACAGGGCCCAGAAUUUGCUGCUACGCCCCUGACUGUGCUGCAGGAGCAGCAGUGUGCCUGUGAUAGCGGUGGAACCCAAAUGGUUGGAUGUCAGCAGAGGGGAGGUAUUAUUGAUUGACUGAUCUGCAUAUUGUUAUGUGUCUGCAUACCAAAGUACACAGACAAAUCUUUCUCACCUUUAGCACAGUUAAACCUGAGAGGGUCUGGUAUGUUUUGUUAAUUCAAAGGAACACAUUUUAGCUAUAAAUGAAAAAUAUAUUACCUUUAAGAAGACUUCUGGGGAGCUUUAGUGUGUAAGAUGUUAAAUGGUUCUUCAGCAGGAAGGAAAAGGCUGAGAAGAAAUAAAAAAUGAAGAUGCCUGAAGAAUUUUCAAUAAGAGCACUACAUCUUAAAUCCAAACUACAUCUUAACCAGUCAUUUAACACUACACUUGCUGUUCUAGCUUUUGUCAGCAUCUUAACAUUAGCAGUAAUAUAAUCUAACUGGUCCAGCAGUCUAAAGCGCUGCCACUAGGAUCGGGAGAUCGCUGGUUCGAAUCCCAGUCAUGCAGCUUGCCAACAGCUGCCAGAGUCCUUAGAGAGCACAAUUGGCCUUGCUCUCUCUGGGUGGAUAGAUGGCGCUCUUUCCCCUUAUUACUCCAAGGCUAACGCCAAUCAGCUGCAAUUCAUUAUAUUAAAGUAUCUGAGAUAGUAUGUGCUGCUUAGUGCCUUUAUCUAUAUAAGAUUUUUACUGUAAGCAAUACUAACAAACAAGCCAUCAUUCAAUACCAUCAGGUCUUUUAAACUGAUCCAGAACUUGGGAAGUCUCAAUUUAUUAUAAAUCAUCCAUGGCACUCCUCAAAAAUAUUCUGAUAACUGGCUUCAAAUCCCAGAUGCUGGCCAAUAAAGCCAAAAAGACACCAAAAUCUUUAUCUGAAUUGCAGUUGUCAAAUUAAUGAGCCACCAAGUGUUUCAAAUAUGGCUCAACUUGACCUGCCAACGUUCCACACAUCUGAACUUUUCCCUGUCCUGGAACCUGGAAGUGGUGAAAUGAACUUUCCAUGGGUGUCUAAAGAGUUAUUUCUAUUUAAAACAAAACUGAAGACAAGAGCACAAAAGUCAGCACUUAUAAUCCAACACUAAUUGAAAGGCUUAAAAUUGCACUUAAAUGUCGUACGUUUGAUGGCUCUGGCGUUCAUCUACAGGGUAGCAUUGUGUUUCUGUUCUUCUGCUUUUGACCGUGUUAACAUUGUAUUAAAAUUUCCUGAUGAAUGGACCAAUAGAAACACUCCAAAAUGACACUGAAUAAAAUAUUUUU